AUGGACAAAUACUCCAAAGCCCUGGAGCUCAUUGACGCCGCCCAUGCGCAAGACCCCAAAACCAUCACCCCUCCGGGCUCCCCCACACCAAUCCCCUACGAGCUCCACUAUGCCAACAAAAUGACCAAAUACCUUUCCCUCCGCUGCCCCUCUGCGCCCGAGACCCUUCGUCUCGCGAUUCGUGCCCAGCACCUCAAGCGCUGGGAGAUCCCGCGGUCUUCGUAUCCUAUGACUAAAAUCGGGUACCAUUCCUGGCGGAGCGGUCUGCAGAAGCGGCAGGCGGAGAUCGCGGAGGGGUUCUGUUUGGAGGCGGGUUAUUCGGCGGAGGAGGCUGGGAGGGUGGCGGCGUUGGUGAGGAAGGAGGGGUUGAAGAGUGAUUCGGAAACACAGGUGUUGGAAGAUGUGGCUUGUUUGGUAUUCUUGGAUGACCAGUUUGAGGAGUUCGAGAAGGGGUAUGAAGAGGAGAAGGUAUUGAGCAUUUUGAGGAAGACCUGGGCUAAGAUGUCGGAGGAGGGGCGCAAUUUGGCUCUGAAGAUUGACAUGUCUGAGAGGGCGAGGGGCUUAGUUGUCAAGGCUUUGGAGGGCUAA
Molecule: messenger RNA, 588 nt
Organism: Aspergillus bombycis
Lineage: Eukaryota; Fungi; Ascomycota; Eurotiomycetes; Eurotiales; Aspergillaceae
Product: DUF4202 domain-containing protein
Exons: 1
Coding region: 1-588 (195 amino acids)
Source: RefSeq, a predicted model, not a curated record